AGAGCGGCCCCGCCCCGCCCGGAGCGGCCGCUCCGUCUCGUUCCGUCUCUAUGGUCCUUUCCGGCUUUUGCGCCGGCGCCGCCGGACGUGACGUCAUUGCGCGGCGGCGGCGGCCUGAGGCGGGAGCGGCGGUUGGAGCGGCGGGAGGGGCCGGCGCCAUGUCCUCGACCUCGCAGAAGCACCGGGACUUCGUGGCGGAGCCGAUGGGGGAGAAGCCGGUGGGGACCUUGGCCGGGAUCGGGGACGUCCUGGGCAAGAAGCUGGAGGAAAAAGGCUUCGACAAGGCCUACGUGGUGCUGGGGCAGUUCCUGGUGCUGCGCAAGGACGAGGAGCUGUUUCGGGAGUGGCUGAAGGAGACGUGCGGGGCCAACGCCAAGCAGUCGCGGGAUUGUUCCGGCUGCCUGCGGGAAUGGUGCGACGCCUUCCUCUGAGUCCCCGGCGCCCCCCCCCGCCCCCCCCCCAUCUUCCCGGCACCCCAAAACCCCCCCCCCACCCCCCAAACCCACCCCCACCCCCCCAGCCUCAGCCAAAACCCCCCAACGUCCCACAGACUCCGGCUCCCCCAAACAUCUGGGGACGGCAAGAAUUGGGGGGGGGGUCCCCAGAGCCCCCCCCCCUCCCCCAACACCCUCCCGGGCACCCCAAAACCCC
Molecule: messenger RNA, 651 nt
Organism: Chroicocephalus ridibundus (black-headed gull)
Lineage: Eukaryota; Metazoa; Chordata; Aves; Charadriiformes; Laridae
Gene: BANF1
Product: BAF nuclear assembly factor 1
Exons: 3
Coding region: 51-431 (126 amino acids)
Molecular function (GO): DNA binding
Source: RefSeq, a predicted model, not a curated record